AUGGAACUCAUCAUCGUUAUCGAUCCCUUUAUUCCCAAUCAGGCCAAACAAGAGCUAUCAGGCUAUAUCACGACGUUGGUCAGGGUGCGCACCGUAUCGAACGAGGCGGCUGAAAUCGCUCGAUUUGUGCGACAAAUCACCCUCGCCACAAGCGAAAUAGAACAGCUUCGUGCCGAGAUAGCAAGCUUGGUGCAACAAAUCCAGCAGUUUAACAAGCUGGGCACGAUAGAGGCCCCUACAGACUGUGUACAUGCAUUGGCAUUUUCAUCAGACGGCCGUUAUUUGGCGAGUGCCAGCAAUGAUAAUAUGAUACGCGUCUACGGCGUAAAACGUGGAUUUGCGACGACCUGGGAAGAGAAAGGCGAUUGUCCUUUCACCGCUGUCACAUGGAGAGAUGAUGCUCUCUUUGUCGGUAGCAUGGAUGGCGACGUGAUUUGUUUUUACCCAACCACGGGGUACCGGUGGAUUCGUCGACGGAAAAGUGAAGUCAUCUACAAGACUGACGCCAUAAUCCAAACCAUGGUAUUUAACCAAGGUGGCGACCAACUCCUUGUUUGUUCAGGCGCUGAUGUGCUCUUCUUCAAGAAGACUUCAGGGAAAUGGAAAUACCAUGAUUGUCUCCCUCGCCCCACCCCAUUCGGAGAGCCCAGUGAAGGCGAUACCUAUCCAAUCGUGGCAACAGGGUUGCAUUUUCUCGAAAAUGAAAAGGAAUGUCUCAUAGGAUACUUGUACAACGGUUUUUGGAAAUUCAAUCUUGAAACAUGGGAGAGCACUUUGUAUUUUGGGCCAGAUGACUCAUAUGAAUUGGAGGAGUCGAGAAGGUAUUUUGGAAGAAUAACUGCUUCGGCUCAAUCCCCCGACUCAAAAUCGGUUGUCGCAACGGAUACUUGCAUGGGGCUCACCUGGUUCAAAGUCAUGCCCGAUAGGCUCAAGAAAAUGAGUAGCACUCAUCAGACUCAGGAUCUUUCGUCCAAUGUUCCCCUUCCUGUCCUCUUCAUAAACCAAGGCCAAGCAGUAAUCAUGGGUACGACUAAGGGUUGUGCUUUGAUCUUAGAGGUGAAGCGUGCCGAAAAAUUACAAGCUUUGAAGCACGGAAAUGAUCAAACCUGGGUGACUUCCUUGGCCUAUAUCGAUAUAGAUAGUCGCUAUCGAAUGAUAGCGACCGGCGACGGAAAUCGCGAACAGCGCACAAGGAUCAUACUUUGGAUCGAGGAGGAUGAGAAGGACGUCUCGUUUAAAUUCCCCAAGCUCUGGUAUAUCAUGCCAAAACUAUUUGUAUCCGUCCUCAGAAUUGGGCAGGUAGUCCUUACCUUGAUGGGAUUGAUCUUCGCUUUAUCAUUGUGGUCUUCGCCUUUGUGGUCAGAAGCCACGUCGGAGAAGUUUUCAGUGUACUUCUUCAAAUCAUCUCCUCCUGGGGCACCGUUCGCUUCCCCAUCUCCUGUGAUACCUGCUGCUGCAUCGUCACCUAUUUUGACAAAAGUCACCAAACUGUUCGACGCCUUGGGAGAGUUACUAGAAACCCUUAAAGAUGCACUGUGUGAUCUACCGUCACAUCCAACGCUAAGCUCGUAG
Messenger RNA from Lentinula edodes (shiitake mushroom), 1572 nucleotides. Its product is annotated as WD40-repeat-containing domain protein. The transcript is spliced from 12 exons. Bases 1 to 1572 code for a protein of 523 amino acids. Lineage: Eukaryota; Fungi; Basidiomycota; Agaricomycetes; Agaricales; Omphalotaceae. The record is from RefSeq and is a predicted model, not a curated record. Gene Ontology annotation, molecular function: protein binding.